Suillus paluster is the source of this 1423-nucleotide messenger RNA. RefSeq lists its product as uncharacterized. Lineage: Eukaryota; Fungi; Basidiomycota; Agaricomycetes; Boletales; Suillaceae. The coding region runs from base 1 to 1221 and encodes 406 amino acids. The transcript is spliced from 6 exons. Gene Ontology annotation, molecular function: monooxygenase activity; FAD binding. The record is from RefSeq and is a predicted model, not a curated record.
AUGGCGAACACCAGAGUCAUAAUAGUGGGUGCUGGCAUUGCUGGUCCCGUUCUUGCUGUUUUUCUCAAGACGAGAGGGUAUGACCCCAUCAUAUACGAAAGACUCCCCGGUCCAGGAGAGGGUGGACUCGGUUUCACGCUACAGCCCAACGGUCUCCGUGUCCUAUCCCUCAUUCCCAAAUUGCUGGAACAGAUACCCGGCCAUUCUCCAGAGAGGAUGAUUCACUGUUCCUGCUUGGAUGGAAAGGAGGACAUCCUUAUCGAUAAUGAUAUUUCGCCAGCUACAAUGCGGGAACGUUUUGGUUUCCCUGUGAUUGGAGUGCGGCGCCCAGAGUUCCAACGCCUUUUGAUCGAUACGGCCGAGGAGCAUGGUAUUGAGAUCAAGUGGGGCCAUCAUGCCAUUGCAUUUGAGCAAAGCGAGGAUGCAGUGGAAAUCACGUUUACGAAUGGUGCCAAGGACACGGCAAGCUUUGUCGUAGGCUGUGAUGGGUUGCAUAGCAAUACCCGGACUGCACUCUUUGGGGUAGAAAAGGCAGACUUCACGGGAAUGGUGCGGGUCGGAGGGUGGUCUCCUACGCCGCCUGCCCUUCAGGGGAACAUUGCAAUGGUAAAUAAUUACGGGGAGGGUCGUCAUAUGAUCGCAUACCCUAUUGCAGAGGACAAGUAUUCAUGGGCCAUCAGUACUCUGGGGGCUGAGGCCAAGGAGGAUUGGAGAACGCAGACCGCAGAACAACAAAACGAAAUCCGAAACGGGCCUCUUUCUGCGUGGGGGUUCGGGGCUGGAGAUCUGGUAAAGACCGGUCAGAAGAUCGUGAAGUAUGGUCUCUACGAUCGACCUGAGCUUAAUUCAUGGUUCAAGGGAAGAGUUGUUCUUUUGGGCGAUGCAGCUCACCCCACAAGUCCGCAUCUGGGCCAAGGUGCCAAUCAAGCCUUCGAAGACAUUUACCAUUUUAUGCGACUCCUGAGGAAGCACAACCCAUCUGCCGGCCAGCUAUCGACAGAACUAUUGUCGCAAGUGUUCACUGAUUACCAGGAUCUUCGGCUACCGCGUACAUCCGAGCUCGUCAAGGGGUCUAGACGGCAAGGGGAAAUCCGGGUCGUCGAGGGUAUCGAUGCCUGUAGAGCAAGAGAUGAAGCAAUUCGGGCAGGAUUUAAUGGUGAUGCAGCGAGGAGGGCACGCGACGAGUUGUUAUCCGGGCCAUUUACAUCCAGCGAAAUGUAGUUGCCCUGCGCGAAAAGGAUGCUCACGAAGUGGUGGAGGACCAUUGUGCCAGUCCGAUGCCAAGGACAAGGACCGAGUCAAUAGAUGAUAAUGCAAUAGGACAGUACAACGUCUUUCACACUUCAUUUGACCACUUAACUCCCUGAAUUGACAUAAUUGAUAAUGUCGUGCGGGGUCGAUGCCGAUUGACCGUGCAGCCUAU